This is a messenger RNA of Sitophilus oryzae (rice weevil), 1366 nucleotides long. RefSeq lists its product as uncharacterized. Lineage: Eukaryota; Metazoa; Arthropoda; Insecta; Coleoptera; Curculionidae. Gene Ontology annotation, biological process: cell-matrix adhesion. Gene Ontology annotation, cellular component: basement membrane; extracellular region. Bases 67 to 1278 code for a protein of 403 amino acids. The transcript is spliced from 9 exons. The record is from RefSeq and is a predicted model, not a curated record.
GAAUUUGUAUAUCAGAAUUUCCAUAAACAAUGUCAAGUACAGUCAAGUCUAAAAUAAUCAGAAAGAAUGGAUAGGGUGUCUCUUUGUUUGUGCUUUAUUUUAGGGACAAUUUAUUUAAGUAAUAGUGUGGGAGAUGAAGAUAUUCGCUGUACUACAUCCAGUUGUUCGAGCGCAACAUGCGAUGACAUUCCUGAGAAAUGUACCAGAAAUAUAACUAAUCCAGGCACUUACAUGUUGUCACCGGAUAUUUGUAACUGUUGCGAAUAUUGUUUAGCAAACCUAGACGAAAAUGAGGCUUGCAGUGUGGGAGACCCUUCUAAUGGGAAGCACACUUCGAUUUGUGGACCAGGUUUAUCGUGUCUUACAGUAGAUGGAGAAACAGAUGGAACUUGCCAGAAAAUGACAACCACUUGUAUGAACGAACAGAAAUCCUAUGACGGGAGAAAGAAAAAUGGUACCUUGGGCCAAAUGGAAACAAAACCAUCGUGCGAUGAAGAUGGACUGUAUAGUGCCUACAAGUGUAUACCAGGAGAAAUCUGCUACUGUACCGCAUCAAAUGGAAGUCGAAUUUUUGGACAGGCUGACUAUAGUACAAUGAGCAACUACAUGAAUUGCGACUGUUCCAAAAAGUAUUACGCUGGUGUUGAUAUGAUUGGUAGGGAGCUCGGACCACACGAGCACUUUCGGUGUUCCUCGAACGGGGACUACGACAAACUUCAAUGCAUCAACGAAAAAUGUCUCUGCGUUGACACGUCAGAUGGUGCUCCAACAUAUCCAACCAAAAGUUUAGUGAAUAUAACGAAAAUUUCCACAGAUACAUUAUCAUGUUAUACAUCAAAGAAAGUUGGUGAAUAUUACAAGACCUGUGAAUCAAAGUACAUGGAUGUGUACAAGAAAGUACAGGAAUAUAAAGCUCAAGGAUACAAUCAAGUAAUAGGAUAUGAAUAUCCUAACUGCGAUCUGGAUGGAACGUACGCACCUGUACAGCAAAACAAGACUCAUAAAUACUGUGUAGAUAUUGAAGGAAAUAUUUUAACUGCCGUAAGCAAGAGCAGUUCUGGCACACUCGCAACCUCAAUGAAUUGCAAAUGUAUUAGGUCAAACCUUAUGUCAUCAACUGUCGAUAAGCCUGCAUGUUUGGAAAAUGGCAACUAUAAUCCUAUACAGUGUAGAAGAGGUUUCUGUAGAUGUGUGGACACCGACGGAAACCAAUAUUGCGUCUCCGGUGUGUGCGAAUAUGACGAAAGCAAAAAGAAUACGAUGAAAUGCACCAAAUAACACUUAUUUAUUAAAAAUAUAUAUUUUUUUGUUUACGGUUGUUAUAGUUGUUUUAUUCCAGCUAAAAUGUGUAAUAAAAUAAAUAAUA